CCGGAAGGCUCCGUUCGCGAAGCGGGAAAUGUUGGCCAAAAGAGGAGGCGGGGGACGCGGCGAGGGCGAGCGUGCUGGGCCGAAUCUUUAUCAACUUGCAAUCACCAAGCUAAAGCAAUCCACUAAUACUUGGACUAAUACUUUGUGGAAUUCAAAGGCGCUGCACAGACAACAGAUAAUCCUGUUUGCCCUCCCAGCUGUAAGCAGUGCAGGAAAGAUUGAAUAAACUUCAAGAGAAUCAGAUACUUGUCCCAUUGAUGCAAGGAGAAGUUAAUCUUACGCUGCUUUCAUUUGCUUCAGUGUCUGGAUUUGAAGUAUAUUUUCUAUAAAAAAAAACCUGACAUUUUCCAAAGAGAACGGAGUGUGGAAUUGGAUUUAGAAAUAUGCCCUUUUAUGACCUAUCAGUGUGGAGGCAAUAUCUAUUUUCCUUCAGGACACAGAGCACAAAUACAGAAGAUGAAAAUGAAGACACCACAGCUCAGCUGUUUUUCAAGCCCAUGGGAUCCGAGCGGAUGGAGAUGCGCAAAAGGCAAGCAUCUGUGACCCAGGAGACAGCGAGCUCUGUACAGCCACAGCCAGGGAUUGAAAACCGUGGGUCCAACGCCUGCUGCUUCUGUUGGUGCUGUUGUUGCAGCUGCUCCUGUCUUACUGUUAGGAAUCAAGAUGAAAGAGCAGCAUCACAUGAACUCAGAACAGACGCUAUUCCAAACUGUGAAGAAAGCUCAACUCCAACUCUUGAAGAAGUGAGUGCCUGGAGCCAGUCCUUUGACAAAUUGAUGAGAACGCCAGCAGGUAGAAAUGCUUUCAGGGAGUUCCUUCGGACAGAAUUCAGCGAAGAAAAUAUGCUUUUCUGGUUGGCCUGCGAAGAUCUAAAGCAGGAAUCCAACAAGGCUAUCAUUCAAGAGAAAGCAAGACUAAUAUAUGAAGAUUAUAUUUCCAUUCUUUCUCCCAAAGAGGUCAGCCUGGAUUCCAGAGUAAGGGAACUUAUCAACCGGAAUAUGCUGGAACCAUCGGAACAUAGUUUUGAUGAAGCACAACUCCAGAUUUAUAUGUUAAUGCUCAGAGACUCUUACCCUCGGUUUAUGAACUCUGCCAUAUAUAGGGACUUAGUUGAGUCUCUCUCUCAAAAAUCUGCUGAAUCGUAGAGUUUUAAUAUAUUUCACACCCAGUCAUCUAAAUAAACAAGGGAAACUUGGGGCUACCAUACUGUCCGUCAACAUGAAAAUUAGAAUUAUUGAGUUUAUUACCCAAAAAUAACUCAAGACAUAUUGCGUAUAUUAAUACAAUGUCAAAAAAGUGUUCUAAGAUGGAAGGUUUCCAGAACCCCAAGCUAUUUGCAGUUUUGGAUAAGUUACAGUAAGAUAAUGGGAUAUGGAGAUAUAUAUAAAAGUCUUCAAAAAGGAGCAGCAUAUGUAAGAUACAAAAGAAGAAAACCUAUUGGAAAAAGCUUUAAAAAAUUCUUACAACUAAUUAGGAAUAAAAUAAUAAAUUUAAUUAGGAAGUGGAGGAAGAGUAGUUGUUGCGCCUUUCCCCAAGAAUCAUAUCAAAGUGCUGCACCACUGGGAUCAGGGAAAUUGGUGUGUAGGUUCACCUUAAUGCUAUUCUGUCUCUGAACACUUUGCAGAGAUGAAAGCUGUGCACUCAAGGGAUCAUAAAGUACAUGGUCUAAUACUGAAAUAACCAUGAGAUAAGUACUGCAUGUUCAAAUAAGCUUUUGGAAGUGUGUUUCUUCAAUGGUCAUAUUCCCCAUCGCUCUCACCCUCUCUUCACUGUCAUGGAGUUCAGCCUUAGAACACAUUCCUGGAAUUCAGGCAUAAAGAGAACACUCCUCUUCCAUUAACAUCAUUUGGAAUUUUGCCUCCAAUUUCAAUGGGAGCCGAAUGUCAACCUUUCUUGGACAUAAGCAGCAUGUUUGAGGUCAAUAAGCCAAAUAGAAGUACAAACAUUUAACAUAUAAAGGACUGAAAAGCACUGGUCAGAAUGCUAUCACCUAUAAAGUGUUAUUUUACUAUUAGUAUCUAUGGAAUGAAUUUUAGAAGUUGCAUUGUUAAUGUUUCUGGAAAAAUUAAAGAAUUUAUUUAGAAGAGGAAAAGGAGUUGGGCAUUUACUACUUUAAAUAAAGCACAAAAUGCAUGUCA
Messenger RNA from Podarcis muralis (Common wall lizard), 2138 nucleotides. RefSeq names its product regulator of G protein signaling 20 (gene RGS20). Lineage: Eukaryota; Metazoa; Chordata; Lepidosauria; Squamata; Lacertidae. The record is from RefSeq and is a predicted model, not a curated record.